Megalops cyprinoides (Indo-Pacific tarpon) is the source of this 1119-nucleotide messenger RNA. Its product is annotated as polymeric immunoglobulin receptor-like. The record is from RefSeq and is a predicted model, not a curated record. Bases 1 to 1119 code for a protein of 372 amino acids. The transcript has 6 exons. NCBI's taxonomy places the organism in Eukaryota, Metazoa, Chordata, Actinopteri, Elopiformes, Megalopidae.
AUGACGAAGCAGUACCGUGCUGACAGUGUGUCCACAGUGAGCAGGGUAACUGUACAGAGAGGAAGAUCUGUCACCAUCCCAUGUCACUAUGAUCUCAAAUAUGAAAACAGUGUGAAAUACUGGUGUCUAGGAUAUUCCUGGCCUAGUUGUUCUGUUGUAGUAAGCACUGACUCUCCAAAGAAUAAUGGUAAAGUGUCAAUCACUGAUGACCCCGCCCACCAGGUCUUCACUGUGUCCAUGAAGAGUCUGCAGGAGGGGGAUUCUGAAUAUUACUGGUGUGCUAUAGAGAUUGGUGGAACGGAAACUCUAGAUGAUUUUGCAUGUCUUCACCUAACAGUCACAGCUGGUACUCCAGGGCUUUGGGUGGAUCAGCAGGAGGUGACAGGUGUGGAAGGGGGCAGUGUCAGGGUCCAGUGUCGCUAUAGCAACCGUGGUGACACGAAGAAGUGGUGCAGGAGUUGGGGCUCCUGUGUAGCAGGGAAUUCUGGGAAUGUCAGGAUCUCAGAUGACAGAUUGAAUAACGUCUUCACUGUGACAGUGAGGAGGCUGGAGAGGAAGGACACAGGCUGGUACUGGUGUGCUGCUGGAGACCUACAGAUCCCUGUUCACAUCACUGUCACUCAGCCAGCCACUGCAGUCACAACAAGUACUUCAGGGCUUUGGAUGGAUUAUCAGGAGGUGACCGGUGUGGAAGGGGGCAGUGUCAGUGUCCAGUGUCGCUAUAGCAACCGUGGUGACACGAAGAAGUGGUGCAGGAGUCGGGGCUCCUGUGUAACAGGGAAUUCUGGGAAAGUCAGGAUCUCAGAUGACUUCACUGUGACAGUGAGUGGACUGAAGAUGCAGGACACAGGCUGGUACUGGUGUGCUGCUGGAGACCUACAGAUCCCUGUUCACAUCACGGUCACUCAGCCAGCCACUGCAGUCACAACAACAGACAACGGCCAUGGCAGCCAGCACAUCUCUACAAGCAGCCAAAACGCUCAACUUACCUCCUACCGUAGAACACAAUUUAGAAGAGAAGAGAAGGAAAAUGCCCUGAUUGGGGAAGGCCUCUUCAGUCACUCUGUGCUGCUGCCCCCUGCUGGGCAGACAAGGAACAUCAAAUGGUGUAAGGAUUGA